AAGCGUGGUUGCAGAAGGCGCUAAAUAUGUUGUGAUCGUACAGUUUUGCUGCUAAAACACUGCCAUUUCUGCAUUUAUCGAUCUUUAAAUUAAUAUUUGAUCAUGAGUGGGCAACCCUCAACCAAGGAGAAUCUCCUCAUCCCAGGAGCUGCCGCAUGGACGUCAAGGUCGGGGGUGGUUCUGGGUUUUGACAGUCUGUCAAUGUUGACUGCAACCCGGAAGCCAAGGGGGCGUGUUUCGCCUCUAUCAGAACACAAUCGCUCCGAUCUGGAAAAACGUUCCCCAGUAAAUUCACCACUGAAGAGCAACUACCCCCCUUUGCCCUCAAACUUUAGAAGAGGCCUGUAUCCUGAAUCCCCUUUGAGGAAUCAGGACUAUUCAUGUUCUGAAUCCCCAUCAAAGAAGCUCUCAGAAUUGCAUCUUCCAAAGAGAGACUUUGUUAAAGCUGUUAAUUUUGAUAACCUUGCACGGACUGCACUGAGUGAGGAAGACGAUAUCCAUGGAGAUACACCAGAGAAGGACUGCUAUCGACAAAGGCAGCAAAGAGUUGGCCCAGCUGGUGAUAGUAAUGAUGAAGGAACUGGAAAUGGUCAUUUGUCAAAAUUAGACACCUCUGCUGAUAUGACUGAUCAACAAAAAGCCAAAGAACAGACCAAACUACUGGAUAAAUUCAAACAAAUGCGACAGCUUCAGUUACAGCAGCAGGAUAAACUCAUCCAACAACAACAGGAGCAGCUCGAUGCGCUGAGGAUGGAACAGCAGAGAGUUCAGCAAAUGCUGGCUAAGCAGAGGGAUUGGAAAGGAGGCAGAAACUCUCAUGAAGCUUCACCUGCAAGUUCCCCAUACACCAGUCCUAGCCAAGUUCCACUUAAGACUACCAUGCCAACCCAUCAAGUUUAUGAAGAAUCAGAUCAAUCUGAAGAAGAAGACUGUGGUGGCGAGAGUUACGAGUACGGCAGUGAUAAGGAGAAUAUUCCAAUGGAGAGAGUAUUGCAUGAUGAAUAUCAAGACGAUGCUUCGUCCAUCAUUUCAGAGGAAGAGGAUGAUGGUAGUGUCACAGUUGAGGGUGUUGUCCCUUUUACAGAUACUGCGUCAGCAUGUUCAGAAAUGGACGAGGAACCAAAGCAGCUGUAUUCAAGCUAUGAGGUAGAGACAAUGGUACAAGUGUAUUCUAAAAAGCAGAAGAAGUCUUUCAAGAAAGCAGCUCCUGUUGGCGAAUUUACUGAUGAGGAAGAAGAAUACAUGCGUAAUGCACUAUUGAGAGACAAUAGAGUUGAAACCCCUUCCCCUCGGCCAUACAUAGAAGAUUCCCCCUCCCCACCACAUGCAUCAGGGGCCAUCGAUGAUAAACCUGUUGUUGGUGCUGGUAAAUCUUUUGAGCAGCUUUUAGCUGAGCAGCUUCAGUUGGAAGAAAGGAAGGAGCAACUUGGUAUUGGUUACACCCCCUCACCAAAAGGACCGAGGAAGAAAACGUUCUUACGUAGAGGUGAAGGAAUUGCAAGAUUCACUGGCCCGCCACCAAAACCUGUUCAACCAAAAAAGACUUUUAGAAAACCUGUUGCCUCAACCAGCUCAGCAUCGAUUGCCACAAGUGUUAGUACCAGUACCUCUGCUGUCACUGCCAAUAAGAAGGAGGCUAUCAAGGCUCCUUUGAAGACCCUUCUGCUCAAGCCCCUACAGAAACCGAGCCAAAAAAAGUCUCUACCUGCCCAACCUGCCAAAGUAAAGCCAGGUGCUGGGAAUGCUUCCAUUGACGUGUCAUUCCAGCAGAGGGUUCAGCAUAUGGAAAAUAAUGAAAAGGAUGAGCUAGAUGAGCUUGAAGAAUUUGAAUUGUUAGAAAAAGUUGCCGACAACUUCUCUUUCACGAGCAGUGACUCGUCUUUGGCAGGAAAGGCAAAAACUUUGGAAGCAGCCAAUAAGACAUCGCGUUAUGAAGAGCUCAUGAAGCGUCUAGCGAUGGAAAGUAGCAGUGAUUAUUCAUCAGAAAGCUCCGACUCGGAAGAUGACGAAAAUGAAGAUGAAAACUUGGAAAAGACGCUAAUUGAGGAGAAAGACACCUCGUACAUUUCAUCUGAGGUGUCAACUCCGAGAAAGAUGCAGCGUAAAAUUGCAUCGCGGGAUGCUGGGAUGGCUGUGAUGGAGCGAGAUGUCUUGCCGUCCGACUUCAAGGAACCAGCCGAUAGGGAACACUCUGAAUCGGAGGAGGCAGAAGAAGACGACGAUGACUCUCAAAAUACGCUCAUCAAGCAUGACGAGAUCGGCUACCGACUAAGUCAGCAUGGCGAUUCCCCCAAAAAGCAGACAGAAAGCCUUGAUUUUGAUGAUGAGGACUCCUGGGGAGACUUUGGUCCAACUCCUCAUAAGAGAGCUGAGGUGAAGGAAACCAGGCCGGUUGUCAAAACAUCUCCUGUUUCCAGAGAUAAAGGUAGAAACUAUUUUGGCUUCGUGAGAAGAAGAGCUGACCAUGUUCAGGUUGAAAAGGUGAGGGCGACAGAGGAGGAUGGGGUGUCUGCCAGUCCACCACCUGUCUCAAACCUCAUGACCAAACUCUUCCCCACGUUAAAACCACCCAAGCCAAAACCAUCUAUUGAGGAACAGCAAAAUCAGGCGAAGCUGCAGGCAGCCAGACAGCCAGAAGUUGCAGAAGGUGCUGUGUCCAAAGCGCUCCGUGAUAAGUUGCUCGAGAUUGAGCGGGAAAUUGAGAGGUUCAGAACGGAAAAUGCUGCCGUUGCCAAAAUCAAAGUUGAAAGAGAAGAGGGUUUGAAUAAGCUGAAGAGAGAAAUGGAGGAAUUUGAAAAACAGAAAGAGGAGGAGCUCAGGAAUCUUCAGGAAUUCAAGGAGCAAGAAUUAAAGAAACUCAAGAAGGAGAAGAAAUUGUUUGAGAAGUAUCGAAAAGAAGCGCAGGCAAUCCCUGACAAAAAGCAGAGGGAUGAGAUCGAACAGCUUAACCAUGAGCUCUGCGACCUGCGAGAAGAUCUGAAGAAACGUGAGCAGCGUUGGACAUCCGGGACUAACAGGAUGAGGAAUCGUAUUGAACAGCUGGAGAAAGAGAACGCUGAAUUGAAGGAAGAGAUACGGAUGUUAGAGAAACGUAGAUUAGAUUCGUGGCAGAAGGAGCAAAAUGCAAAGAAUGAACAGAGAUCACAACUGCCUGUAAGGAAGGCCAUUGUGCAGCAGGUACUGCCGAGCACCAAGAAUCCCUCGAAGCUCCCAAAAGCCAACCAGGAAAGCAACGACCGGGAUCGCCAACUGUCGAACAGAAAUGACCCAUUACGUCUGAGUGUUCAGAGCGAGGACGACGAUGAUUUAUCCGUUGGUGAUGAUGCACAGCUCAACAGCACUGUCAUUGAGAGGGUUAAGUCUCCAUUUGAGGAUACACCAAGAGGACUAGUUGCCAUGACAACACAGAGUGAGGUUGACAAAAGUUUCAUGGGUCCUGCUGGACAAAAAUCAGCAAGAAAGAAUCAAGCCCUCAUUACUGCUAUCACGAAAAUUGACAAGGGUGAUCUGGAGUAUGAAGAAUCCCGCCACAAAGAUGGAAAGAUCGACCGAAUCUAUACAAAUGGUGCUAGGGAAAUAAUGUAUGCCAAUGGGACGAGGCGGGAAAUCUCUGGCGAUGGUAAGACAAUCAUUGUCAGCUUCUUCAAUGGAGACAUGAAGCAGAUUAUGCCUGACCAUAGAGUGAUCUAUUUCUAUGCCGAUGCCGGGACGACUCACACAACCUAUCCUGAUGGAUUGGAGAUUCUACAAUUUCCAAACCUGCAGAUAGAGAAGCACUACCCAGACGGCACACGAGAGAUCACAUUCCCUGAUCAGAUCAUCAAGUAUCUCUUCCCCAAUGGGAGUGAGGAGAGCAUAUUCCCUGAUGGCACUGUCAUUAGGGUCGACAAGAAUGGUGAUAGGACGGUGGAGUUUGCUAAUGGUCAGCGCGAGAUUCACACUCAACAGUUUAAGAAAAGGGAAUACCCAGAUGGUACCACAAAGACUGUCUACCCUGAUGGGCGCCAGGAAACGAGAUAUUCAACGGGUCGUGUCCGAGUAAAGGACAAGCAUGGAAUUAUUCUGGUUGAUCAGAUGUCAGUUUAGAUAAGAGGUGCUUGAAAUCUCAGCAUGCAUUUAUAGGGGCAGCAUCUGGUUUAAGGACAUUCACAAAUCGGGCACACAGUUGACCUGAUUUGGGGUUAUUUUGUAUUCAGAUGUUUUUCAAACUGUCCCACUGUUGGGCAAGUCUAUACGAUUUGCUCCCUUAUCUAACUAUUAUUGCCUCCUUUUGAAUAUUUUGUAAAUAUAUAAUGAUGUUUGACUCUUAUCUCUGAAUAAGGGUAUCAAAAGUGUGCAGGUCACAUUUUGGCCAUUGUGGCUAACUACAUGUAGGUAUUGUUGUAGAUACUAAUGUUAGUUUUAUCAAAAACAAAAUAUUUUGGGCUGGGCGCUAUGCGCACUUCCCCAUUGUUCUCUAUCGUAAACCUUCAAGGUGGAAACUUCGGUGCCACAUUCUGAAAGGAAGAAGAGUAGCGGAAUUCAUUGCCUGGGCUGGCGCUGAUGUAGGCCUAUAUAUGUGGCUGACAAUGUAAGCACGGACAUAAGGGAAGUGUAGGGGUUAGCAAUGGCCGUAGAACCUACUAAUUGCUAGUAAUUUGCAUGUACAUGUAUGUCCUUCGUCAUUAGAACUAAUACAUUCCUCGGUUUGUAAUCGGCAUGAAUGUGAUAUUCGCCGUUGGUUGUACAAAAAUGUAUAAGCAAGGCCAAUCACUUAGUUUAUAAAUUGUGGGUUGUGUAUUUUAUGCAGGUGACCACUGGGAGCAUGGAAUCUCUGUUUGUCUUUUAUCUGCUUAUGUCGAACAUAGAAUAAAUUCAUACUUUUA
Molecule: messenger RNA, 4865 nt
Organism: Lineus longissimus
Lineage: Eukaryota; Metazoa; Nemertea; Pilidiophora; Heteronemertea; Lineidae
Product: centromere protein J-like
Exons: 25
Coding region: 103-4086 (1327 amino acids)
Biological process (GO): cilium assembly; centriole elongation
Cellular component (GO): centriole; centrosome
Molecular function (GO): tubulin binding
Source: RefSeq, a predicted model, not a curated record